GGACAGGCGCGUCCCUGACGAUGAGGGGCAGCGACGAGCUUUUGUCGCAAAGCGGAGCAGUUAGCAAUGGUGCUGCAAUGAGUCCUCAACCACAUCACGCUGCCGACAACAACAAUGACGCCAAGAAGGUUAAACUCGAUAAGAGCCACAACGGCAAACUUUCGAGGGUUAUCCACAUCAGAAACAUCCCCAAUGAUGUAUCAGAGGGUGAAAUCAUCCAUCUUGGCGUCCCCUUUGGCCGUGUCACAAACGUCCUCGUUCUCAAAGGAAAAAGUCAGGCGUUCUUGGAAAUGGCGGAUGAAAAUGCUGCAGCGACAAUGGUAAAUUACUAUGCCACGUGCAUGGCUCAGCUACGUGGUAGAGCAGUGUAUGUUCAAUUCAGCAACCAUCGCGAGCUCAAAACGGAUCAAACGCACACCAACAAUGCGAACUCGAACAAUCAAGUGGCGCUUCCUGGACAGAACCAGGUGGCCCAGACGCAAGCAGAGACCCAAGGGGGCCCCAAUACCGUACUCAGAGUCAUCGUCGAACAGAUGAUUUACCAAAUUUCCUUGGACGUGCUCUAUCAGAUUUUCACACGUUUUGGCAAGGUCCUCAAGAUCGUCACUUUCACAAAGAACAACACUUUCCAGGCACUAAUACAGUACGCGGACAUGCUGUCAGCGCAAACCGCCAAACUCUCUCUGGAGGGUCAAAACAUCUAUAAUUCCUGUUGCACGCUGCGCAUCGACUAUAGCAAGAUGCAAAAUUUGAACGUGAAGUACAACAACGAUAAGUCGAGGGACUACACCAACCCAUCUCUACCAACUGGCGACGCGAAUUUGGACGCGGCAUCUCUUGCUUUGGGUGGUGAGCUUCUUCCACAAUUGUUGAUGGGUGCUGGAUCGCAGCCUCGUGCAAGAAUACCCGGGGCACCGGGUGUGCUGCCCACGCCCUUUGCGGCCAUGCAUGGUUUGCCUUCGCCCCUGGCGGGCCCAUAUAACGGGGUCCCACCUGCUGGCGGAUUGGUCGGCCUAGGUGGUUUCCCUUUGGGUGCAGCUGGCCUUGGGGUGCGCGGGCCUACCAAUGCGCAAACCUCUGCGGUGCUGCUCGUCAGUAAUCUGAACGAAGAGAUGGUCACGCCUGACGCUCUCUUUACCCUGUUUGGCGUUUACGGGGAUGUACAGCGCGUGAAGAUACUCUACAACAAGAAGGACUCGGCAUUGAUUCAGAUGGCCGAACCCCAUCAAGCGCAUUUAGCACUGACACACAUGGACAAAUUGCGAGUGUUUGGCAAGCAGAUCAAGGUACUGCUGAGCAAACAUCAGACAGUUCAGUUACCGAAGGAAGGUCAACCAGACGCUGGAUUGACGAAAGAUUAUACCAAUAGUCCCCUUCAUCGAUUCAAAAAACCAGGCUCCAAGAAUUACCAGAAUAUCUAUCCACCAAGCUCCACUCUGCAUUUAUCGAAUAUUCCUACAACCGUAACCGAAGAGGAGAUCAGGGAUGCGUUCACCAAAAAUGGCUUCACCGUGAAGGCAUUCAAGUUCUUCCCGAAAGACAGAAAGAUGGCGCUCAUACAGAUGCCUAGCAUGGACGACGCUGUAGCUGCUUUGAUCAAAAUGCACAACUACCAGCUGAGCGAGUCCAAUCACCUGAGGGUGUCAUUUUCGAAGAGCAACAUCUAACAAGAGUCACAAUUAAGCAACCGGCAGUGGUACCAGCCCUACGUCCUAGUCCCCUUUUGGAUACCCGGCUCAGUGUACGACUGAUGAUGAUAACAGUGACGACGAUGAUCCUCGCCGACGGGUGCGGUCAGUCGCUGGUCCAUUCCCGCGACGCCAUUGGCUGGCCACCCUCUGGAUCUUGCCUGGGAAACGAAAGAAAGAAGCUUCCCUCGGAAGCGGACACUCAAAACGCACACGAGCAUGAUCGUGUGUGGUCCAUUUCUAUUUUUCUCGACAGACCGUCUUAAGACCAUUUCGAACAGCGUACAGACAGACACGAUUAUUCUUCAUACAUAUACAUGUACACACCCUAACAGAUACACACAUGGACACGCAUAGAAAGUUAAAUAACAAAAAAAAAACAAAAAAAACAAAAAAAUAACACGAGGACGAAAAAGGAUUAGGGCUGCGAAACAGCGAAUGGGAGGGUUGUUUGACGAGAACAUUACGUAAACACUGUGGUGGCUUUCGCGAAGCCAGAGAGAAAGAAAGCCAGGAUCGAUUCAUAGAGAGAAAAAGAGAGAGGAGAGACACGGGAAGUGUGUGUUUUGCGUGAUAGGAACAUGUUAUUCACGAAGGGAGGAGGGAGAGACUAGGUUUUUAACGAAAAAGAAACGGAGGGGCUCGGUGAGGAGUAACGGGAAGGGCCCCCUGGGCUCUUGUACAGAGUUAAGAACAUUUUUCGAGCAUUAAGGUAUAUUCUAUAUACACAUAAAUCUAUAUAUAUGAUAUAUUUUACAAGGGUGGCGCGCUAUGGCGACGAGCUGCGCGUGUUACACGCC
This is a messenger RNA of Eufriesea mexicana, 2488 nucleotides long. RefSeq names its product polypyrimidine tract-binding protein 1 heph (gene heph). The transcript has 14 exons. The coding region runs from base 21 to 1667 and encodes 548 amino acids. Gene Ontology annotation, biological process: mRNA processing. Gene Ontology annotation, molecular function: RNA binding. The record is from RefSeq and is a predicted model, not a curated record. NCBI's taxonomy places the organism in Eukaryota, Metazoa, Arthropoda, Insecta, Hymenoptera, Apidae. Gene Ontology annotation, cellular component: nucleus.